This is a messenger RNA of Odocoileus virginianus texanus, 5744 nucleotides long. RefSeq names its product cadherin 19 (gene CDH19). Gene Ontology annotation, cellular component: adherens junction; catenin complex; plasma membrane. Gene Ontology annotation, molecular function: calcium ion binding; cadherin binding. Lineage: Eukaryota; Metazoa; Chordata; Mammalia; Artiodactyla; Cervidae. Gene Ontology annotation, biological process: multicellular organism development; homophilic cell-cell adhesion; calcium-dependent cell-cell adhesion. The record is from RefSeq and is a predicted model, not a curated record.
CUCACCUACUAUUCUUCAUGUGUUUCACGUGAAGUUUGAAUUUCAGUCUCUUCAGACCUUAUUGAACUUGAAGAUAUACAGGAAUAUGAAAGAUACGUAAGAGUUGAAAAUAUUACAAGGGAGCUUAUGAGUUUUGUUUGCAGCACACUGUUUCCUCUGAAGAGUACCAGUUGAAAUCCAGAGAAAAAUGAAUUGUUGGUUAUUGCUGCCUUUUAUGUUGGGAAUUCCUCUCCUAUGGCCUUGCAUUAUAGCAGCAGAAAACUCUAAAACAGAGGAGGUGAGGCACCCAGCGGGAUCUCAUUUGAGAAUCAGGCGUGGCUGGAUGUGGAACCAGUUUUUUGUACCAGAGGAAAUGAAUAAGACCAGACAUCACAUUGGCCAGCUAAGAUCUGAUUUAGACAAUGGAAACAACUCUUUCCAGUACAAGCUUUUGGGAGUUGGAGCUGGAAGUAUUUUUGUCAUUGAUGAAAGAACAGGUGACAUAUAUGCUGAACAGAAGCUUGAUAGGGAGGAACGGUCCCUCUACACUCUCAGAGCCCAGGUAAUCGACACCAAUACUGGAAGGGCUGUGGAACCUGAGUCUGAGUUUGUCAUCAGAGUGUCGGAUAUCAAUGACAAUGAACCAAAAUUCCUAGAUGAACCUUAUGAGGCCAUUGUACCAGAGAUGUCUCCAGAAGGAACAUUAGUCAUCCAGGUGACGGCAAGUGACGCUGAUGAUCCUUCAAGUGGAAAUAACGCUCGUCUCGUGUACAGCUUACUACAAGGUCAACCAUAUUUCUCCAUUGAACCAACAACAGGAAAAAUAAGAAUAUCUUCUAAAAUGGAUAGAGAACUGCAAGAUGAGUAUUGGGUGAUUAUUCAAGCCAAAGACAUGAUUGGUCUGCCUGGAGCACUGUCUGGAACAGCAAGUGUAUUAGUCAAACUUUCUGAUGUCAAUGACAAUAAACCCAUAUUUAAAGACAGUUUAUAUCGCUUGACUGUCUCUGAAUCUGCACCUGUUGGGACGUCUAUAGGAAAAAUCAUGGCAUAUGAUAGUGACAUAGGAGAGAAUGCAGAAAUGGACUACAGCAUCGAAGACGAUUCAAGAACAUUUGACGUCAUUACCAAUAACGAAACCCAAGAAGGAAUAAUUAUACUAAAAAAGAAAGUGAACUUUGAGGACCAGAACCACUAUCGUAUUAGAGCAAAAGUUAAAAAUCCCCAAGUUGAUGAGCAACUCAGGGAAUACCACACUGAAGCUUCCACCACUGUCAUCAAGAUCCAGGUGGAAGAUGUUGAUGAGCCUCCUGUUUUCCUCCUCCAAUAUUACAUCUUUGAAAUCUUUGAAGAAUGCCCUCACGGAUCCUCUGUAGGCACGGUCUCUGCCACUGAUCCUGAUCAGAGGAAAUCUCCUAUUGGAUAUUCUAUUGCCAGAAGUGAGGUGUUCAGUGUUGAUGACAAUGGCACAAUCUUUACAACUAACCGACUUGAUCGAGAGACUAGUGCUUGGUACAACCUAAGUGUUACAGCCACGGAAAAAUACAAUAUAACACAGAUUUCUUCAGUCCCUGUCUAUGUACAAGUUCUCAAUAUCAAUGAUCAUGCUCCUGAGUUUUCUGAAUACUAUGAGACUUACGUUUGUGAAAAUGCAGUCUCUGGUCAGGUGAUUCAGACCAUCAGUGCAGUGGAUAGAGACGAAUCCAUAGAACAUCACCAUUUUUAUUUCAAUCUGUCUAUGGAAGAAAAUAACUCGAGUUUUACAGUCUUAGAUAACCAAGAUAACACAGCGGUAAUUUUGACCAAUAGAACUGGCUUUAGCCUUCAAGAAGAGCCUGUUUUCUACGUAUCCAUCCUAAUUGCGGACAAUGGAAUUCCAUCACUUACAAGUACAAACACUCUUACCAUACACGUGUGUGACUGUGGUGAUGCUGACAGCCCACAGACCUGCAGUCAUAAGGAUUUUAUGCUUUCCAUGGCAUUCAGGGCAGAAGUCAUAACUGCCAUUCUGAUAUGCAUUAUGAUAAUAUUUGGGUUUGUUUUUCUGAACCUCGGUCUGAAACAACGGAGGAAACAGACUCUGUUUCCUGAGAAAAGUGAAGAUUUCAGAGAGAAUAUAUUCAGAUACGAUGAUGAAGGUGGCGGAGAGGCGGACACGGAGGCCUUCGACAUCGCGCAGCUGCGGGGCAGCGCGCUGAUGCGGGGCCGCAAGCCCCGCAGAGCCGCCAGGGCGGAGAUGCGCAGCCUGUACCGGCAGUCUCUGCAGGGCGGCCCGGACAGCGCGGUGUUCAGGAAGUUCAUUCUAGAAAAGCUGGAAGAGGCUGACACUGACCCCUGUGCCCCGCCUUUCGACUCCCUCCAAACCUAUGCUUUUGAGGGAACAGGGUCCUUAGCUGGAUCCCUGAGCUCCCUAGACUCCGCAGUCUCUGAUCACGAUGAAAAUUAUGAUUAUCUUAACCAACUGGGACCUCGCUUUAAAAGAUUAGCGUGCAUGUUUGGUUCCGCUGUGCAGUCAAAGAAUUAGGGGUUUUUUCAUUAAGACUUUUUUUUUUUUGUAAUGCUAAUGCAUGUUUGGGCAAACUGGUAGUCGCUUGGUGAAAAGUUGUUUACUUCAGUUCCCUGGGAAAAGAAAGAGACACAAUUUAUACUAUUCUCUGAUUUUCUUGGAGUAAAUACCCCAUAUAGUCCCUGACUGCAGAUAAGGGAAGUGAAGCUAACAUUGCAGAUUCCCGCUAGCAGGCCCUUGAAAUACUCUUUCGGAUUUUUUUUUUUAAUGCCGAAUACAAAUUCUCAAAAUUUUUGACUGUUUAAUAUGAAAAGGACAAUGAACUAGAUUGUCUUAAUUUUAUUUCCUUUAUUCACUUUGUAAAUCUUGCAAAGUAACAGUAAAGUGUUUCUGUGUGUUAACUUCCUGAUACUCUACAGAGAAAAACAUUCUGGGUGGUUAUAUACAACUUUCAAAAACUCUUUUCUAUGAAUAUGCAAGCUUAUGACUGAAAGUCUAUGAUUCAUUUCAGUUUGAUAUUUUAAAAUUGUCUUCAACACAUUUUAAAACUGAUUUCAAAUUUAGACUGGUGCUUGGUAUCUGUUUAUGAGUCAAAGAUAUAGUGUAAAUUUAUAUUCUCUUUGACAUUACAGCUUUAUAGAAAAAAGGGCAUACAUAGACUAUGUUUAGGAGAUUUUCAUAUGUUUUCAAAGUACUUCUUUAUCAUAUCACAAUGCAAUCACAAAGUACAUAUCAAUAUUUCCUCAAGAUUAAAUUGAAAUUUUUAAAAAAUAGUUGAAAGUGUGAAAUUUUUUAAUUUUAUUGCUACCAAAAUGAUAGAAGUAAGUGAAAGGAGUACUGGGUUCAAGCUGGAAUUAGUAUUCCUCCUAAAUAUUAUGAUCAACUGCACUGCUCUUACUGUGCAUAAAAUAAAACAUGAUAAAAUUCUCAGCAUUUCAUUUUUUAUUGAUGCUUAGACUGUAACUGAUUCUUCCAUGUCAUUUUUUUAUUACGCAGUAUAAAAUUAGGUGCAAUAGUUACUUUUAUUGUAAUGUUAUGAAGGAAAUAUGCUAAGCUGCUGGACAUAAAGCUUGAAGGUAACAUUAGAUAGUCAGAUAAUAAAACACUUUGAUUUUAAUCAGCCUUGUAAGAAUGAUUCUUAUUAUUCUAUCCAAAUCAAAGUGAAAUUCGAAAUUCAUAGCUUGAACAGAAAGUAGUGAAUACUGUGUCCUCAAGAUUGCUUUAUGUGUUCAUUUUUUAUUAAUAAGGUGUGAAACUGAACUGAACCAAAUUGAUCAUAAAUGUUCAAAUCAAAUAUUUCAAAUAAUUUUGAGCUUAAGUUGGAACAGUUGAAUACCUACAAUAUCUCUGUCUGUAUUUUGAGACAUAAACAUCCAUACCAUGUAAUAGAAGAUAAUUUUUUCAUCAAUAUCAAUCAGGUAUCAUUGAUAUCAUUUUGUGUUAGCAACACAGAUAUAAUUUUACAAAAGCCUAAGAAAAACAGACUUGAAGUACAACAAUUUUGGAAGCUAUUAAAAGUAGUUGGAAAGGACAUAAACUGUAGUAAAUCCUUGUACAUGCAUAUCAUUAUUUACUUAGGGAAAAGUAAGAACAGUAAACAAAAGAAGCUUCUAAAAGAGCAAAAACUUGCAAGUAAAAAAUAAAUGUAUGGGUUGAGAGAACAUUUAUAUUCCUAUCAUAUUGACAUAAAAAUUGAAAAAGUAUAGUUAGGGAAAUUUUCAUGAAUCAUUCCAUGAAUGGCAGCUCCCUGUAUUUAGAAAAUAGUGUAUAUAAUCUUGGUUAAAGAAAUUGAAAGUAUGAUAAAUAGCAGGUGAAGCAAUCCAUGGAAAAUAGAUUAGGAAAGAAAAAAGAAACUUCGGGGCUCACAGUCAGUUCUGUCAUGGAUGGAAGCUUUAUAAACAGCUUAUCAGCUUGGAUGAACACCUUAUAAAAAUGCACAUUGAUGCAAUAUCUGCAUCAAUAAGGUUUAAUGUUUGAGUCCAGUGGCAUUAAGCAGAUGUGUUAACAUAAAUUCUGGUUUAAUUAAUGAUAGGAUUGUCAAUCAUAGCACACAUAGGAAAAGAGAUUCAGAGAUGGAUACCUAUGUGUUAGUCUAAAAAGCAUUCUUUCAUAAUUAUAUAUAAAUACUAUCAGAUUCUAGUAGAGAAACUGCAAUUUUCUAGAUAUUAUACUUGGUAAUAUAUCAAGAACUAUUUUAAGUUUUUUUCUAGUCACACAGGUGUUGCAAGAAUAUAGCUGUAUCCUAAGUGAAAGAUAUGGCUUUAAGAUCUCAUUUUUGUAAAUUUGAAUAAAGGUAAAUCAGUGUGGAUACUUAAUGAAAUAGCACAGCUUCACAUUAUUACCUGCAUUACAGUGUUCUUGCCUGGAGAAUCCCAUGGAUGGAGGAGCCUUUGGGCUACAGUCUAUGGGGUUGCAAAGAGUCAGACAUGACUAAGCAACUAAGACACACUCACUUAAAUGUCACUCUUCAUUAACUUACAGGUUGAUGCCUAAGUCUUAAAUUUCUAGUGGUUGAUACAGGAAGAUGUUAAAAGCCUUUAUAGGGAUCAGAAAAUAUUAGCCAUAUUUGUUCAUUAAGGCCAUGGCUUGAGCCUGUCAGUUCUGAGUUUGCAUUAUUUCACUUUUAUUUAGGUAACUGUGUGAACGUUGUUGAGCUGAAUAAUCUUUCCACAUCUGAGGCUGUGAUCGCUAAGAUGAGGUCCAAUCUACCUUUUUCACACAAUUGUUGUGAAGAAUAAAUAAAACAGAAAGAGUGUGCAGUACCAGACAAAACACAAGAGCUCAGUGAACGACAGCCCAUCAUCACAAAAGCCCCCACGGCUCUGCUGAAGCGCACAGAUCCCUUUCUUUUCAAACUCUGAGUGAUCCCAGGGGCUUCACAGCACAUUUGAAACUAAGCCAACUUUCUGACCUGACACCUGAGGUUCUGUAUCAUCUGUGCCCUGCUUAUUUCUGUGUGCGCGCCACUCUUCCAAUGUCACGCUCAAGGCCUGAAACAACCUUUCUCCAAACGUUUCUAUUUUUCAUUCCCUCACUUCAUUCAAGUCCAUGAUCAAUUCUGACUUCCUCAGAAAGACCUACUGGGCCACUCUCCCCCAAAUGUGGGUCCCCAGCUUUGCUUUCUUUCCAUCAGAUCGCUCAGUUACCUGGUAUUUCUUUGUAUAUAUGGUACUUGCUAUUGUCUUUAUCCUUUUGUUACAGUGUAAACCCUAACUGGGCAAGGAAUUGUCUGACUUUUUCACUUGUUCUUGUCUGAAAUAGC